Molecule: messenger RNA, 2095 nt
Organism: Condylostylus longicornis
Lineage: Eukaryota; Metazoa; Arthropoda; Insecta; Diptera; Dolichopodidae
Gene: Cbp53E
Product: calbindin-32
Exons: 12
Coding region: 532-1467 (311 amino acids)
Biological process (GO): regulation of long-term synaptic potentiation; regulation of presynaptic cytosolic calcium ion concentration
Cellular component (GO): dendrite; synapse; nucleus
Molecular function (GO): calcium ion binding
Source: RefSeq, a predicted model, not a curated record
UAAGGAAAUAAAAAUCUUAGUUUAUUUUUGGUGUUCGAAAACAAAGGAUUUAUAAAAUAAGUUUAGUAAAAAAUUUUUACAAUUUUAUUUAUAACAACAUUUAUUGAAAUGAAGUGAAAAUUUAUAAAAAGAAAAAUAAACAAAUUAUAUUUAUUUAAAAAAUCAUAUUAGUAUUUUUGAAAAAGAAAAAGACAAAAGCAAAAGAAUCAAUUAUUAAAAUAAUUGUAAACUUUUGAGGAGAAUAUCAUUUAAGAAAACGAAAUUCACAAAGAAAUACAAAACCAGAAAAAGAAGGAUACCCAAAAGUAUAAAUUAAGUGGAAAAAUAGGAUAAUUUUUGUACAUUUUCCCACACACAAAUAUCAGUCAUAUACAUAUACAUAUAUAUAUAUAAUAUUAUAUUUAUAUUUUACAUACACAUAUAUCAUAAGGAAAAGUAGAAAACGAAAACCAAAUUCGAAAAUUAAAAAGACAAACAAAACUAUAAGAGUUAAUAAAAAGGAAAGUGAAAAAAUAAAAGAAAAAAAUUAUCAUGGAUAAUUCAGCAGCUGCAAAACGUGUACAAAUAGAAAAAGCUCAUAAUUUUAUGCGACAAUAUCGAGAUCCAGAAUCACGUGAAUUAAAAAAAUUAUCUGCAAAUCAAUUUAUGGAUGUAUGGAGUCACUAUGAUAAAGAUGCAAAUGGUUAUAUUGAAGGAACUGAAUUGGAUGGAUUUUUACGUGAAUUUGUAUCAAGUGCCAAUGCAACAGAUGUCAGCCCUGAAGCUGUAACAGAUACAAUGUUGGCUGAAUUGAAAUCAUGUUUUAUGGAAGCAUAUGAUGACAAUCAAGACGGGAAAAUUGAUAUAAGAGAACUUGCUCAACUUUUACCAAUGGAAGAAAAUUUUCUAUUACUUUUUCGAUUUGAUAAUCCAUUGGAAUCAAGUGUAGAAUUUAUGAAGAUAUGGCGAGAAUAUGAUACAGAUAAUAGCGGUUACAUUGAAGCAGAUGAAUUGAAAAACUUUUUACGUGAUCUUCUGAAAGAAGCAAAAAAAAUUAAUGAUGUAUCAGAAGAUAAACUUAUCGAAUAUACGGAUACUAUGCUUCAUGUUUUUGAUUCUAAUAAGGAUGGUCGAUUACAAUUAUCUGAAAUGGCAAAGCUUUUACCAGUCAAAGAAAAUUUUCUUUGCCGUCAAGUGUUCAAGGAAGGUAUUGAAGGUGCUGCCAAACUUACAAAAGAUGACAUCGAAAAAGUUUUUUCAUUAUACGAUAGGGAUAACAACGGAAGUAUUGAAAAUGAAGAACUUCGAGGUUUUUUGAAAGAUUUAUUGGAAUUAGUGAAAAAGGAUUAUGACGCACAAGAUUUAAUUGAAUUUGAAGAAACAAUUUUACGUGGUGUGGGUUACGAUAAAGAAGGAAAAAUCUCACGAAAAGAACUUACAAUGAUUUUGCUAACGUUAGCAAAAAUGCCACCAGAGGAUGAACAGUAAACUACUCUGUAAUAAUAUUUUUAUUUUAUUAUUUUACUAAUUUUUCAAUUAAUAUUAUAUAACGAAAGUUUUAAAAUUUACUUAAGUAUUUUUAAUUUCAAAAUUUUACAAAUUUUAAUAUUAUAUCAAUAAAUUAUAUUACAAAGAAUAUUUAAAACGGGAAAACUAUUUAUUAAUUUAUUAAAAACGAAGAAAACAAAUUUAAUUAAAUCUAUAGGUACAAAAAAAAAAAUUAAAAUGAAAAAAAAUUUAGAACAAAAAAAUAUUUUAGUUAAUUUAAGCUCAAUAAAGUAAAAAACAAAAUAUUUUUAAAUUUAUCAAAUUAUCUAAAAUCCUAAAAUGCCAAAAAAUUUGAACUUUCUCAAAUACAAAUAAGUGAUAAUCGAAUUAUUAAAAUAUAUACUUAUCUAUAUAAUUUACAUAUGUAUAUGUUAAUCAGACAAGUUUUCAGUAAUCAAUGUGGAAAAACUUAAUGGUAGAAAUAAGAUUAUGAAUUAAAUUUUAAUAACAACGACAAAGAAAAAAAAACGCUUGUCAAAAUGGCAUAAUAAUUAAAUUUUUUUUUUCGUGGUACUCAUUAACUUAAUAAACGCUUCGAUUCCAAAAUUACAGUAACACGGUGUUAAUA